Molecule: messenger RNA, 222 nt
Organism: Suillus clintonianus
Lineage: Eukaryota; Fungi; Basidiomycota; Agaricomycetes; Boletales; Suillaceae
Product: cytochrome P450
Exons: 2
Molecular function (GO): monooxygenase activity; iron ion binding; heme binding
Source: RefSeq, a predicted model, not a curated record
ACAUUGCAAAUCUUUGUCUUGACCAUGUUCCUCUUUGGCGACAAACAGCGCAAGGCUCAAGAGGAGAUCGAUUGUGUCGUCGGCGCUGACAGGCUGCCAACCUACAAGGACCGAGAUUCUCUUCCAUACAUCGAAGCCCUUAUCUGCGAAUUGUUGUGCUGGCAUCCCUCUGUACCGAUGGGCAUCCCUCACUACUUGACGGAGGACAAUAUAUUCGAAGGA